Messenger RNA from Naumovozyma dairenensis CBS 421, 4488 nucleotides. RefSeq lists its product as uncharacterized. The record is from RefSeq and is a predicted model, not a curated record. NCBI's taxonomy places the organism in Eukaryota, Fungi, Ascomycota, Saccharomycetes, Saccharomycetales, Saccharomycetaceae. Gene Ontology annotation, molecular function: protein binding; sterol binding. The coding region runs from base 1 to 4488 and encodes 1495 amino acids. Gene Ontology annotation, cellular component: membrane; cytosol; nuclear envelope. The transcript has a single exon. Gene Ontology annotation, biological process: endocytosis; piecemeal microautophagy of the nucleus; maintenance of cell polarity.
AUGAUGGUAACAGGGAACACAGAAACAUUCCGGCGAGGGAACACCAAUGGGCAACAAAGGGGAAACCAUCCGCGGCGCAGACUACGAGUCAAAAGCAGUGCAAUCUACAAGGUGAUCGAUCUCCAGACAUCGUAUACAUACAUACAUACAUACAUACAUAGGAGGGCUUAUUCAUAUAUAUAUAUAUAUAUAUAUAGUGUGAUCAGCCUGUCACAACAACAACAAUACGUUACAAACAUCAUACUACUACUAUAUCCCGAUACAGUAGACUAUCAAUAUACUAUCAAUAUACUAUCAAGUGUCUCUGCUGUGUGUCCAAAUAGCCUACCGAACAACAACAGAAAUACACAAACGAGUAACGACGACGGCAUCGGCAACGGUGCUUCUGCUUUAGUUGAUCCACCGGUACAAAAUGACAACGUCUCAACUAUCUCUUCAUCAACAUCAUCUUCAUCUUCAUCUUCAUCAUCCACUACUACUUCACACUCAGCAGCUGCAGCUGCAGCAGUGAAUCAGGAUGUAACAUUGAAAUCACAUUCCAUAACAAGAAGUAAACCGUUACUAAAAUUAAAACUAUUAAACAUUCUACGUCAAGGCGAUCUCCAACUAUUAACAACCCUAUUAACAUCCUCUCAAUUCACUCCAUUAAAUGAUCCAAACGUUCAUGAAGUUACUAAACUAAUAUUAAACUACGCAGUCCAAUUGGCUCCCACUCAACUAGUAAAAGAUAUAAUCAAUAACUUCAUCAAUCCUCAACCUUCAGAGAAUCCACUAAUAAUUCUAGACAUAAAUCAAAGAGACAAAAAUGGUAACACACCAUUACAUUUAGCAGCAUAUCAAUCACGUAAUGAAAUUGUAACCAUCUUAAUGGAUCACCCCAAGAUUAACGAUUGUCUAUUAAACAACAUGCAUUUACAACCCAUCGAAAUGUGUAAAAAUUUAAAUACCGCUCAAUUAAUUCAAUUCAAAAGAUCCAAUUACGUAGCUGAAAUCGCUCAAGAAUUUAGACUAGCUUUCAAUAAUAGAGAUUUCAACCAUUUAGAAACUAUCUUAAAUAACGAUAGGAACGCUCAAUUAUUAGAUAUUAAUGGCAUGGACCCGGAAACAGGUGAUACUGUAUUACAUGAAUUCGUAAAGAAAAGAGACGUAAUUAUGUGUAGAUGGCUCUUAGAACAUGGUGCUGAUCCAUUUAAAAGAGACGUCAAGGGGAAAUUACCAAUAAAUUUAAUACCAAAAAUUAAUGAAAAUGAACAAGCUUCAAAUACUAAAAUGGCUAUUGAUAUUGAAUUGAAGAAAUUAUUAGAAAAGGCAAUUAGAGAACAAAGCGUCAUUGAUAUCACAAAUGGUAUCGCUCCUUCUCCUCUUAAUACUGCCACAACAACUUCUCGUGACGAUAACCUGGGUACAACUACAACAACAACAACAACAACAACAACAAACAAAAAUGAUGCAAAUAAUAACAUUAACGCAAGAUUGCAUGAACCACCAACUUUUAAAGGUUAUUUGAAAAAAUGGACAAAUUUCGCUCAAGGUUAUAAAUUACGUUGGUUCAUCUUAAGUGAAGAUGGUAGGUUAUCCUAUUAUAUUGAUCAAUCAGAUACUAAGAAUGCAUGUCGUGGUUCCUUAAAUUUAUCAUCAUGUAAUUUACACCUGGAUUCAUCAGAGAAAUUGAAAUUUGAAAUCAUCGGUGGUACAAAUGGUUCAAUUAGAUGGCAUUUGAAAGGAAAUCAUCCAAUUGAAACAAGUAGAUGGGUUUGGACUAUUCAAGGAGCAAUUAGAUUCGCUAAAGAUAGAGAAAUUAUCAUGAAUAAGAAAUUAAAUAAUAAUCCAAAUAUGAUUACUAAUUCCACCAUUCAUUCAUUACAACAAAAUUCUCAAAUUAUUAGACAAUCAUCUGCCACAGUUGCUAAUCAUAAUAACACUACGGGGGAUCCGAUGAAAACUCGUAAAAGAAAAUCUACAAUGACAUCAUCAUCUACUACAACUACUACUAAUUCUGCAACUAAACCAUCUUUAUUAAAUGAAAAUACUAACGAUAAUGAACCAACUGUCGAAAACAGUACCAACUUACAAGAAAACUUAAAUGACAACGAAUCACAUCACAAUGAACAAGAAGAGGAGGAUGAGCAGGAGGAGGAUGAAGAAGACGACGAUGACGAAGACGAAGACGACGACGAUGACGAUGACGACGAUGACUUCCAUGCAAACCAUACCAAUAAUAAUGACGAAGAAGAUGUAACAAUAAAUUAUGGUCCAUAUUCUACAAAAGUACAUAUGUUACAAAGAUCUAUAACUAUAGAAUUAAAUUCAUUGACUGAUCUUUUAAAUGACGAUGAGAAUCCUACAACCACCACCACCACCACCACCACAACGACGAUCACUGAUCAUGAUAAUGAUAUGUGGGAUACGAUGAAUCAUUCAAUAGAUACAAUUACUAAAUGUUUCAAUAAAUUGAAUGAUAUUACCUCAAAAAGAGAUAAAAAAUUAUUAAAUAUGUUAGAUAAACAAAAAGAUGUUAAUAACGUUUGGAUUCAAUCAAUGAAAGAUUUAGAAAUGGAAUUAAUUGAUAAAGAUAAAAGAUUAGUAUCAUUAGAUAAAGAAAGAAAACAUUUAAAAAAAAUGUUACAAAAAAAAUUAUUAGAAAUUGAUACUACAACGAAUGAUUUAACAACUACUACAGGCACUACAACAAGAUCAAGUUCAAAUUUUAAUCAACAAUUAUCGGAAACACAAACAACAGAUAAUAAAUAUACUAAAAUGAUGAAUUCAACAGAAUCAAAUGCACAAGGAAAUAUGGAAUCACCGACUGAUACAUUGGAGGAAAUUGCAAAAUUUAUUAACGCAACAAAGGAUUCUGAUGAAGAUUCAGAUAUUGAUGAAUUCUUUGAUGCAGAAGAUGUUGUAGAAUCUGAUUCAGAACAGGAACAAGAACAAGUACAAGAACAAGACUCAACUAAUACCACACCACAGCCAAAAAUAGAACAAUCUAUUGAAGAACAAGAAACCAUCGUUGCUGAAAAAACAAAUGAGCCAAUCAAAAUAUUUAAUACUACUGUCACCACCACCACCACUACUACUACUACCGCUCUUACUCCGACAAUAGAAACCGUCCAGUCAUAUGUCGGACCUAAUAUUAAAAUUGUCACUGAAAUUCAAGAAUUGAAUAAAAAGAAACUAAUUGAAGAAGGCACAUUUUUAGGUUACGAGGAUGGUUUAAGGAAAAAAUUAUCUCUGGAUAAAGAUGAAAGACCAAAAGUUAGUCUUUGGUCCGUUUUAAAAUCAAUGGUUGGUAAAGAUAUGACUAAGAUGACAUUACCUGUAACAUUUAAUGAACCCACAUCAUUAUUACAAAGAGUUAGUGAAGAUUUAGAAUAUAGUCAAUUAUUAGAUCAAGCUGCCUCAUUUAAUGAUUCAACAUUAAGAUUACUUUACGUAGCAGCAUUUAGUGCAUCAAUUUAUUCAUCAACAACAAAUAGAAUCGCUAAACCAUUUAAUCCAUUAUUAGGUGAAACAUUCGAAUAUACAAAUCCAAACGCGUCUUAUAGAUUCUUCACUGAACAAGUUUCUCAUCAUCCACCAAUCUCUGCAACUUGGACUGAAUCACCUAAAUGGGAUUUUUAUGGUGAAAGUCGUGUGGAAAUGAAAUUUAAUGGUAGAUCAUUUGGUGUUAAACAUUUAGGUUUAUGGUACAUAAAAAUGAGACCUGAUAAUAACAUGAAUGAAGAAGAAGAAGAAGAAGAAAUUUAUACGUUUAAGAAACCUGAUAAUUCUGUCAUUGGUAUUCUUGUUGGUAAUCCACAAUUAGAUAAUCAUGGUGAGGUUAAAAUUAAAAAUCAUAAGACGGGCGAUUAUUGUAUAUUGAAUUUUAAAGCUCGUGGUUGGACUUCAGCGGGUGCAUAUGAAGUUAAAGGUGAUAUUUAUAAUAAAAAUAAUGAAAAAAUUUGGGUUCUUGGUGGUCAUUGGAAUGAUGCAAUUUAUGCGAAAAAGAUCACCAAUAAAAAUACAAGCGAUUUGAAAUUGGAUAAUAAUAAUAAUAUUAAUAAUCUACAUCCUAACACGAAUUUAUCGACAAACAAUAAUUCAUCAUCACGCGAUAAUGGACCAAGAUAUGAUGGAACUAAAUUUAUGAUUUGGAAAACAAAUGAAAGAAUAGAAUCUCCAUUUAAUUUAACUCCAUUUGCUAUUACAUUAAAUGCUCCACAACCUCAUUUAAUUCCAUAUUUAGCUCCAACAGAUUCUAGAUUAAGACCUGAUCAAAGAGCUAUGGAAGAUGGGAAAUAUGAUAUUGCAGCAGAGGAGAGAAAUAGAUUGGAAGAAAAGCAAAGAGCUGUACGUAAAGAAAGAGAAAAGACUGGUAAGAAAUAUCAACCACAAUGGUUUGUUAAAGAUGUUCAUCCAGUGACUAAUGAACCAUAUUGGAGAUAUAAUGGAGAAUAUUGGAAAUUAAGGAAACAACAUAAUUUUGAAUCAUGUCCUGAUAUAUUUUAA